Molecule: messenger RNA, 1338 nt
Organism: Dichomitus squalens LYAD-421 SS1
Lineage: Eukaryota; Fungi; Basidiomycota; Agaricomycetes; Polyporales; Polyporaceae
Product: galactan 1,3-beta-galactosidase
Exons: 15
Coding region: 1-1338 (445 amino acids)
Biological process (GO): carbohydrate metabolic process
Molecular function (GO): hydrolase activity, hydrolyzing O-glycosyl compounds; carbohydrate binding
Source: RefSeq, a predicted model, not a curated record
AUGCUCUUCUCCUUGUCGCUGAUCUCGGGCGUGCUUGCAGGGCUCACUGCGGUCCGUGGGCAAUCGGUCAUCGUGCCCGGUGCCCUUUGGACCGACACCAGUGGCAACUCCCUACAGGGCCACGGAGCGGGAAUCAUCAAGGUCGGGAGCACUUACUAUUGGCUUGGAGAGGACAAGUCGCACAACAGUGCCCUGUUCAAGGCAGUCUCCUGCUACACCUCAACAGACCUGGUGAGCUGGUCGCGCCAGAAUGACGCCCUGACGCCGAUCGACAACACGAUGAUCUCCUCAAGCAAUAUCGUGGAGAGGCCAAAGGUCAUUUUCAACAGCAAGAACAAUGAAUACGUCAUGUGGUUCCACUCCGAUACGUCGAACUAUGGUGCGGCCGAAGUAGGUGUCGCCACCGCGCAGACUCCAUGUGGACCAUACACGUACAAGGCCAGCUGGAAGCCGCUCGGCGCUGACUCGCGGGAUGAGGGGUUGUUCCAGGACGACGAUGGCAAUGCGUAUCUGUUGUAUGCAUCCGACAACAACCAAAACUUCAAGAUAACGCAGCUGGAUGCCGAUUACUACAACGUCACGACCACUGUAAGCCAGUUGAACGGUGCGACGCUCGAGGCACCCGGCAUCGUCAAACGGGAUGGGGUUUACUGGUUGAUCGCCUCCCACACUAGUGGCUGGGAUCCGAAUCCGAACAAGGCUUUCCAGGCAACGUCUCUCUCCGGCAAUUGGUCAUCGCAAGUGGAUAUUGCCCCAGAAAGUGUCCGAACCUACUAUUCUCAGAAUGCAUACGACCUGCCUCUAGGGUCAAACGCUAUCUACAUGGGUGACCGCUGGCGCUCGGACCUGCUUGGGUCAAGCUCGUACAUAUGGUACCCGCUCGACUUUUCUAGUGGCACACCUACGCUUGUGGCUGCUGAUAUUUGGAGCGUGAACCUUACGGCUGGUACUUGGUCCGUAGCUUCUGGCACCGCGUAUGAGGCCGAGAAUGGCUCAAGGAAUGGUUCGUCAACCAUUCUGUCCGACUCCUCGUUCUCAGGAGGCGAGGCAGUGGGUUUCCUGGGUAACGGUGGUAGCGUGUCGAUUACUGUGCAGGGCAAGGGUACUACCCAGUGGGUUUCGCUGUACUACGCAAAUGCCGAUGCCACUUGGAGGAACACGACCGUCAGUGUGAACGGCGGCUCGCCCGUCUGGGUCGAACAGCCAAACACCGGUGGCGGCAGUGUCGUCCUCAGCGUGCCAGUGCAGCUCACCUUGAAUUCGGGUUCGAAUACCAUUACUUUUGGUGCAGGUCAAAGCAACUACGCUGCGGACCUUGACAAGAUCAUCGUCUACUGA